GCUUGACUUCUUCAAGGGUAUUUUUACUGUUAACGUUUUUGCCUCUGAAUUAAUUUCCAAUGUUAUGUGUUCUUUGGUAUUUUCAGCUGUUUUGUCAACCGUUGGUAUUAUUCAAUAGUGGUAGUCGUAUACAAAAGUGAUAUGGCGCGUAGUGUGGUAUACCAUAUGCAGCAUAUCAGCUAGUAUAAGAUGGGGGAGGAAAUAGUUAGAAAAGUUAUCAAUAGAAACUCUUAUCGAAUAUCAAAAUAUAAAGAGAAUGGGCAUUUAGGAAAUCAAAACCCUCUAAACCCACGGUCGCCAUUGCUCUUUGAAAAGACCGAAAUGGACCCAUGCAUGACAUCAACACCUCAGAAAUUCAGGAGAAAAACAAUUGAUAAUUCAGAGUGUCACACUGUAGCACAAUGGAAAGGAAGACGAAAAACAUGCAGUGAUUCUAACGAUCCUACAGAAAAUAUUACACCACUUAAAAGUCAGAAGACAAAGCAUUUUGGUUUGGUAAAAGGAAUUACAUCAUUAAACAGAAGGACAGAUGCGUGUAGAAAUGUGUGUGGUGAAUCAUUUGACAUCACUGCUGUCAAGAGUCUGACACAAUGCCGAAUGCUGUCCCUUGAUGAAUCUGUGUUAGAAGCUAUAGAUCUGGACAGUGCAGUGAAAGAUUACUGGAACAGCCAAAAUAGGAACUUAAAUUUGGAUGUUCAGAGUAUAGGACAUGACAACCAGUGUGAAUCCCCAGAUCUCUUUGAAGGUAGUGGUAAUGUAGUCGAUGAUGAAAUGAUUAAUUUCAUGCGACAGUUAGGAGAUGCAGCCAGUUGUAAGGUUGUAACACAGUGUUCAAAAAGCCAGUGUGAUGUGGUUAAUCUGUCCAGUAAAGUCACACAUAAACUAAUCGAAAAUGAUUCUGAAUGUAAGGAUCCGCAUGUUGGAAUCAAUUCAGAUCAGAAUGCAAAUUUUAAAAGUAUAGAUGUUGCAUGGGAGAAUGAUUCAUUUUUUGAAGAUGCAGUGUGCCUUAUUGACAAAGACUUACCAGCAUCAAAUUCUCCUUCACUGAGUAACCUGCCAUUGGGAGAGAAGAUAAAAAGGACACUUAUUACCAAUGUUCAGAAACCAGUAACACCAAAACCUAAAAGUUUACAUAUAAACCCUGGACAUAUACUACAAAACCAUUCUUCAAGUUUGGUUAAAGUAUCAACGCCUUCUGAUUCUGGUGCAUUCUUUGGUUUACCAUUGAAAGUGAAAUUACUUAUACAGAAGUUUAAAGGAAUCUCAGAUCUGUACCCCUGGCAAAAGGAAUGUUUAAAUUUAGAUGCUCUCCAGUGGAGGAAGAACCUAGUUUACUCUCUCCCAACUAGUGGUGGGAAGACGUUAGUAGCCGAAAUAUUGAUACUCAGAGAACUCCUUUGUCAUAGAAAGAAUGCUAUAUUAGCACUACCAUACGUAGCCAUUGUUCAGGAAAAGGUCAGGUCCCUUGCCCCAUUUGGAUUAGAACUUGAGUUCUUUGUAGAAGAAUAUGCUGCCGGGAAAGGCCAGUAUCCUCCUCCAAAACGCCGUAAGAAACAGACCGUGUAUGUGGCAACCAUUGAAAAGGCCCUUGGUCUUACAAACAGUUUAAUUGAAGAGAAGAGAUUGGAAGAACUCGGCCUUUUUAUUGUGGAUGAAUUGCAUCUUCUUGGUGAAUCUAAUGGGAGGGGAUCCACCCUAGAAGGACUUCUUACAAAACUACUCUAUGUGCAAGCAAGUAUUCAGAUUGUGGGGAUGAGCGCAACAAUAGGCAACUUGCAUGAAGUUGCAAAAUUUCUAGAUGCGGAAACAUACGCGCAAGAUUUCCGCCCAGUAGAACUGAAGGAAUAUGUCAAGUGUGAGGAUGGAUUGUAUGCUGUUAACUGGAAAGCUGCGUGUCCAGAUGAGUUUCUGAUAUUGGAGAGAAAACUGUCAUUUUCUUAUUCUGCGACUGCAGCUGCUGUUGAUCCAGACCUGAUUGGAGGACUGGUAAUGGAAGUGAUCCCCGAAAAUUCAUGCCUUGUCUUUUGUCCUACAAAGAAGAACUGUGAAAAUGUUGCCCAGUUGAUCUGCAGAGUUUUACCGAAGGAAAUUUUGCAGGAGAAGAAGGAAGAAAAGAAAGCUUUAUAUCGAGCGUUGAUGAGCGAAGGGAAUGGUUCAGUCUGUCCAGUUUUGAAAAAGAUUCUUCCAUUUGGAAUGGCAUACCAUCAUUCGGGUUUGACUGCUGAUGAGAAACAUUUGUUACAAGAAGCGUUUCGAACCGGUACGCUUUGCUGCAUUUGCUGCACCUCAACGUUGGCUGCAGGAGUGAAUCUGCCAGCUAAACGAGUGAUCCUGCGUUCGCCGUUCGUAGGACGAGACUUCAUCAACUUGAGCCGCUACAAACAAAUGGUUGGACGGGCAGGAAGGGCUGGGUUUGGUGAGACUGGCGAGAGCAUUCUUAUCUGCAAGACAAAUGAAGCUCUAAAGGUAAAACAGCUUCUCUGCUCAGAAAUGGAUGAUGUCACUAGUACACUACAUUUGAAUGAUGGCUUAGGAAUACAAAACUUGAUUCUCAGUGCUGUUGGACUGGGUAUUGCAACCACAAGACUCACUCUUCAGAAGCUGAUAAGUUGCUCCCUGUUAUCUUUACAAGCUUCAAGACUGAAUGUGAAUUUGGUUCUUGAGAUUGACAAUAUCUUAACCCAACUGAUCAAAUUGAAAGCCUUACAUACAAUUGAUCCAGAAGAAUCAAGCCCAAAUUCAAGCACCAUGCUCACUGCCGACAGUAACGUAUCAGUGCAUAUGCUCAGCGCAUCGAAAUCUGGAACGGAGAAAAAUAAACCUUUGACACCAACUCACAAUAAGAGAGAGAAGCAUAAUGUGAUAGCACAUUUGAAAAGCGGGGCGCUACUCAGAGUUAGCAGACUUGGGAAAGCUGCCAUAAAAGGAUGUAUGCAUUUGUCUCGUGCCCACACGUUAUACCAGGACCUGGUUCAAGCUCAGUCAAGCCUAGUGUUGUCAUCAUACCUGCAUCUGCUGUAUCUUGUUACUCCAUAUGACUUGAUGAGCCAAGUCAAACCUAACCCUGUAUUGUACUUUUCUGCGUAUAACAGACUGGAUGUGAAGGAUUUUCAGACAACAAAUGUGCUUGGAAUAUCUGAAGUCUGCAUGGCACGCAUGGUGAAUGGACAGACUGUGAAGUCAGGACAGGGACAGGUGCUUAAUAGAUUCUACUUAACACUGAUGCUGUAUGACCUGUGGAAUCAGAGAUCUGUGUGGGAUGUCGCAGAUGAAUAUGAGGUUCCACGUGGCUUUGUUCAGACCCUUAUGACCUCUUCAGCUGCCUUUUCUUCUUGUGUGCUGCGUUUCUGUGAGGAGAUGAAGGAGUUUUGGGCAUUCCGAGAUCUCUUAGUCAACUUUACCCAGCAGCUUUCUCACUGUUGUACAGCUGAGUUGUUACAAUUGAUGGAUUUGCCAGCAGUUAAAAGAGGACGAGCCAGGCAACUCUACAAAGCUGGUUACAAGACAUUACGAGAUGUGGCAAAUGCUGACCCAAAGCAGAUGGUUCAUUCAAUUGAUCAUUUGCCAAAAAAGACAGCAAAUCAAAUUGUAGCUGCAGCUAAGCUACUGCUGAAGCAGAAAGCAGAGAGUUUACGUGAAGAGGCAGAAGAUGUAUUAGAAGGACUUCAAUACCAAAAUCAAUCUCAGUUUGGUUCUGGAGGGCUGAGUAAAGAAAUAUGAAUGGCCCACAAAAGGCUGGUUCUGUUCCAUCUUGGCUUAUGGAAUGUGCUUACAGCGGAAGAUACUUCUUCAUCUGGUGAGUGCUUGGCUCUUCCAAGUUGACUUCCGCUGAUGCCUUUACCCCUCCAUCCAGUCUGGUUAAACACUAAUUCCUAUAUAACGCAGUUUGGUAACUGGUACAGCACACAUUAAAACGAUGGCCAAUCGGCAAUGGAAACUUUUAUCAAGAACUUGAUGGUUUAAGGCUUUCAGUUUCAUUUGUAAAUCCUGAACACUGACAUCUUUAAACUGAAAUUCACAAAAAUCCAUAAAGCUUUCACCAAAUUAAUUAGUGAUAUUCCUCUUUUGAAAUCGACUGAUGGCUGAUACUGACUGUAGGCCGUCUUCUGGGUUGUUGUGCCGUGUAGUCUGGUAGAUGUCCAACAUUUCAGAGGUCCACGCUGCCUCCAUCAUCACGGCGAUUAAUAAGUCAUGCUAGCGGAUAGCGCUAUGAUUUAUAGGAACAGGACAUUAAAAGGAAUAGCCUAAACCUAACCAGUGGGGACUGGUUCAGAAUCAGGCAGGGGGUGGGAACAAAUAGGAGGGCUUGGGCAUGUUGUAGCGUGUGCGAGAUGGAGAGAAGGAAAUAGAGAGGUCCGAAAGAAAGCUCUUUUGAGGGCCUUAGGGAGUCUGUCUGGUGGGACAUAUGGGAGGAAGCAAGAGAGUGGAAGGGAGCUCUGGCUGGGGCCAGAAAAGGGCAGAGAAAUUGUGGGAUAAGCAAUGCUCACUGGGAUGCUUCCAGAGCCUUAGAAAGGAGUGAAUGACGAGCUGAUGAAGUUGUUGGGCUGCAAUUCAAUUUUGAUCCUAUCCAUGUAUCCAGAUCUUGUCGACAGGAUAGAGGUGUAAUGGAGUUGGAAGCGGUGGCAUGGAUCGUCUUUGUUU
Molecule: messenger RNA, 4641 nt
Organism: Zootermopsis nevadensis
Lineage: Eukaryota; Metazoa; Arthropoda; Insecta; Blattodea; Termopsidae
Gene: mus301
Product: mutagen-sensitive 301
Molecular function (GO): ATP binding; nucleic acid binding
Source: RefSeq, a predicted model, not a curated record